Prunus armeniaca (apricot) is the source of this 1620-nucleotide messenger RNA. The record is from the annotation of a GenBank genome assembly. NCBI's taxonomy places the organism in Eukaryota, Viridiplantae, Streptophyta, Magnoliopsida, Rosales, Rosaceae.
AUGCUUGUGUUGUUCGAAACUCCUGCAGGCUUUGCCUUAUUUAAAGUGUUGAAUGAAGGGAAGCUCUCCCAAGUUGAGGAUCUAUGGAAGGAAUUUUCAAGUGCAGAGUCAGCUAGACAGGUUGUCAAACUGAAAGCUUUUUCCAAGUUUGAGAAUACAUCAGAAGCUUUGGAAGCAGCAACCCUGCUGAUUGACAGUAAACCCAGCAAAGGUCUGCGCAAGUUCUUGCGUGCGCACUGCAGUGGCGAAACUCUGGCUGUUGCAGAUUCUAAGCUUGGAAAUGUCAUCAAGGAAAAACUGAAAAUAGACUGUGUUCACAACAAUUCUGUUAUGGAGUUGAUGAGAGGUGUAAGAAAUCAGUUGACUGAACUUAUAGCUGGUCUACAAGUUCAAGAUUUGGCACCAAUGAGCUUGGGUUUAUCCCAUAGUUUAUCUCGAUACAAGCUCAAAUUCAGUGCUGAAAAGGUUGAUACAAUGGUUAUUCAAGCCAUUGGUUUGCUUGAUGAUCUUGAUAAAGAGCUAAAUACAUAUGCAAUGAGGGUUCGAGAAUGGUACGGUUGGCAUUUUCCAGAGCUUGCAAAGAUUGUCCAGGACAAUAUCCUUUAUGCCAAGGCAGUGAAGCUGAUGGGCUAUCGUGCCAAUGCUGCAAAGCUUGAUUUCUCCGAGAUAUUGCCAGAGGAGGUUGAAACUGAAUUGAAGGAAGCAGCUAUGAUAUCUAUGGGAACUGAAGUUAGCGAGCUUGAUUUGAUUAACAUCAAAGAACUCUGUGACCAAGUUCUCUCUCUCUCUGAGUACAGAGCUCAGCUAUAUGAUUAUUUAAAAAACAGGAUGAACACCAUUGCACCAAAUUUGACUGCUCUCGUUGGAGAGCUUGUUGGUGCUCGCCUCAUUGCCCAUGGUGGUAGCUUGUUGAACCUUGCAAAGCAGCCUGGGAGCACAGUUCAGAUUCUUGGAGCUGAAAAGGCCCUCUUCAGAGCACUGAAGACUAAGCAUGCAACACCAAAAUAUGGGCUUAUCUACCAUGCAUCCUUGAUUGGUCAAGCAGCCCCAAAGCUCAAGGGUAAAAUAUCACGCUCACUUGCAGCAAAAACUGCAUUAGCAAUUCGAUAUGAUGCUCUUGGAGAUAACCAAGAUAACACAAUGGGACUGGAAAAUCGAGCCAAGCUUGAAGCACGGUUAAGGAAUCUUGAAGGCAGAGAGUUGGGUCGGUUUGCUGGAUCAGCUAAAGGCAAACCAAAGAUUGAAGUCUACGACAAGGAUCGCAAGAAGGGAGCUGGAGGAUUGAUAACUGCUGCCAAGGCAUAUAAUCCCGCAGCAGAUUCUGUUCUUGGCCAAACGACACCUGCUGGAGAAGAUAAGAAAGAGAAGAAAAAGAAGAAGAAGGCUGAUGAUGAAGACAUGCCUGCGUCAAAUGACAGAAAUGGAAAUGCAGAAGCAGAAGAGGAACCCGUGAAGAAGGAAAAGAAGAAGAAGAAGAAGCAUUCAGCUGAGGAUGUUGAUGCAGUUGAAAAUGCUGAUGCCGGAGAGAAGAAGAAAAGGAAAAGAAAACAAGCUGAAGAAGAAUCUGAUACGCCAAGCAAGAAGAAAGAGAAGAAGAAGAAGAAGAAAAGUGAUGAUUGA